Messenger RNA from Drosophila innubila, 2005 nucleotides. Its product is annotated as major facilitator superfamily domain-containing protein 1. The transcript has 2 exons. NCBI's taxonomy places the organism in Eukaryota, Metazoa, Arthropoda, Insecta, Diptera, Drosophilidae. Gene Ontology annotation, molecular function: transmembrane transporter activity. Gene Ontology annotation, biological process: transmembrane transport. Bases 277 to 1698 code for a protein of 473 amino acids. Gene Ontology annotation, cellular component: lysosome. The record is from RefSeq and is a predicted model, not a curated record.
GAUGAAAGUACUCGGUUACAUACGCAAUUAACGUUAAUUAGCGCACAGCGUAGGAGAGAAAUCAAAAUUGAAAUUUUAGUUUUAUUUGUACGCUAAUAAAGUGCAGGUGCUCAAACAGCAGCUGUUCUAAUUAAAGUUCGUUGAGUGUCUUCAAAACAAUAUAUCUGAAGAAUAACAACAAAUUCGAUAUCAAUUUAUAAUACGCCUUUAUUGUGGGUCAGAAACAGUCUUGAAUUUAAACGCUUAGUGCAAUUUUCAACACGGAGCCGUCAAGUCAUGGCUCGAGAGGAUGAGGAGCGCAUUGUGGACAACGAGGAGGUGUCCGCGGAGGCGGAGGAGUCGGGCGGACGACAGGACAAUGAGCUGGCGCUACCCUCGGGCGGAUGCUGCAUGCCAUCGAGCACAUCUCAUCGGUUUCUGGCACUGAUCUUCAUGUGCCUGCUCGGAUUUGGAUCGUACUUCUGCUAUGACAAUCCCGCUGCACUGCAGGAAGUCUUUAAGCGUGAUCUGAAAUUGAGUGCCACGGAAUUCACGCUCAUAUAUUCCAUUUACUCGUGGCCAAAUGUUAUACUCUGCUUCCUGGGCGGAUUCCUCAUUGAUCGUUUGUUUGGCAUACGACUUGGCACGAUUAUCUAUAUGCUAAUACUGCUGGUGGGUCAGCUAAUCUUCGCCAGCGGCGGCAUACUGGACACCUUCUGGUUGAUGAUACUGGGACGCUUCAUCUUUGGCAUUGGCGCUGAAUCCUUGGCGGUGGCCCAGAACAGUUAUGCUGUGCUCUGGUUCAAGGGCAAGGAACUCAACAUGGUCUUUGGAUUACAGUUGUCUGUAGCCCGUUUUGGCAGCACUGUCAACUUUUGGGUGAUGCAGCCCCUCUAUGAUUAUGUGAACAAGUUCUAUCAGGGACAUCGCACUCUGGGCGUGGUCCUGUUGCUGGCCACGCUCACCUGUGUCGGCUCCUUGCUGUGUGCUCUCAUUCUGGGCUAUAUGGACAAGCGUGCGGAGAGGAUUCUGCAGCGGAACAACAAUCCAUCUGGUCAGAUUCCCAAGCUGACGGAUGUGUUUACAUUCAAGCCGCCCUUCUGGAUGGUCUCCAUCAUUUGUGUCGCCUACUACGUGGCCAUCUUUCCGUUCAUUGCUCUGGGACAGAAGUUCUUCAUGGAUCGCUUUCAGUAUACGCCAACGGAGGCCAAUAAUGUGGACUCUUUGGUGUAUCUUAUUGCGGCGGUAUCCUCGCCUGUCUUUGGCUUCAUCAUCGACAAGCUGGGCAGGAAUGUUACCUGGGUGUUUAGUGCAACAACCACAACAAUUGGCGCGCAUUUGUUGCUCACCUUUACGGAUCUGAAUCCGUACAUAGGCAUGACCAUCAUGGGCUUGUCCUAUUCCCUGCUGGCCGCCAGUUUAUGGCCUCUGGUGGCACUCAUCAUUCCGGAAUAUCAGCUGGGCACCGCUUACGGCUUCUGUCAGUCCGUACAGAAUCUCGGCCUGGCUGUCAUCACGAUUUUGGCUGGGAUUAUUGCCGAUAAGAGUAACAACGAUCAUACCUGGGUGCAGCUGUUCUUCAUUGGCUGGUUAACCGUUGCCCUGAUUGCCACUUGUGUGAUCUGGGGCUAUGACAAGAAGCAGCGUGGCAAUCUCAACAUGACUCCGGCACAACGAAUCAAUUUUGUCAACUCGGCGACGUAUCAGAACUUUGAAUAGGGGGAGGAUUGGAGGAACUGUGCAGCAGGCAGAGCCAACAAUGUGUCAUCAUCUUGAACACAAUUCCCGCAGAAACUGAACUAAUCAACAUUAAGAGAAUGCGGGCGCAUUCUCGGGGAAUAUGUAUAGAUGUUGAAUAUUUUAUGUUGGCUCAUUGAUCAUUAAUAAUUGAUAAUUGAUAAUGUGAUGUGCGAAUAUUGAGUCGCAAAUUGGUAUUUACUAAAUGGAAUUGUUUAUUGUCGAAACAAGUACACACACACACACUCACACAUACAUAUACAUAUAUAUAUUUUUUUAAUUUUAACGC